AUGGCGUCAAGCUUGCAGAAAAUCGAAGUGGAUGAGUCUGUCCUUUUGCGCGUUACUCAUUCUAAUCUCAAAACUUUCAACCCUGAUAUUCGCUUCUCCCUUCAGCUUACAGUGGAGGCAGUGAAAGAGAAGCUGUGGAAAAAAAGUGGUACUUCCGUCAACUCAAUGCACCUCGAACUAUAUGAUGAUGUUCGCAACAAAAUCGCUGAUCUCACUGAUAAUUCCAAACUGCUUGGUUUCUAUUCUCCCUUUGAUGGGUUUCGUUUGCAUGUCAUUGAUCUUGAUCCAGCAUCUGUCACAUCGGGUGGAUGGCUGGAAGAUACUUCAUUGGUGAAAAAAUAUGAAAUUUCUGAAGAAGCCUUUAAUAAGCGAGGAGACACUUUCAGAAAAUAUAAGGAGAAAUUGACUUCUCAAUUUCCAUCAACCGUCGAGGCAAAAACACCAGAUACUGACAUGGAAGACCUCUGUGCUAAUAUCAAGGUAGGAUCAAGAUGUGAAGUUGAGCCUGGGGCAAAAAGGGGUGUUGUAAAAUUUGUUGGUCGGGCUGAACCACUGGGUCCUGGUUUCUGGGUCGGAGUUCAGUAUGAUGAACCCUUGGGCAAACAUGAUGGCAUGGUCAAAGGAGUACGUUACUUCCAAUGUCCUCCAUCUCACGGGGGAAUAGUUAGGCCGGAGAAAAUGAAGAUUGGUGACUACCCUGAACGAGAUCCAUUUGAAGAGGAUGAAAUUUGA
This is a messenger RNA of Lathyrus sativus (Indian pea), 732 nucleotides long. The record is from the annotation of a GenBank genome assembly. NCBI's taxonomy places the organism in Eukaryota, Viridiplantae, Streptophyta, Magnoliopsida, Fabales, Fabaceae.